AUGACUCAGGUUCCAGAUCAUGAACCCAUCGAUCACGGUUUCUACCUUCCACAUCAUGCAGUGGUAAAAACAUCUAGUCUCACCACAAAGGUUAGGGUCGUAUUUGACGGGUCUGCUAAAACUUCUUCCGGCAUCGCCUUAAAUGACUCGUUAAUGGUUGGUCCAACCAUACAGGAAGAUUUGUUUUCGAUAAUCACCCGCUUUCGAUGCUUACGUUACGCUCUUACUGCUGACAUCGAACAGGUGUAUAGCCUAAGUACAGUGACUUUUGGAACUGCUUGCGCUCCAUUUCUCGCGAUUCGGACUCUCCAUCAGUUAGCCGAGGACGAACGUGAAUCGUUUCCAAUCGCAUCCGCAGUUUUGAAACGAGAUUUCUAUGUAGAUGACCUUCUCACAGGUACACAUACUUUCGAAGAGGCUAUCAACCUUCGAAAUGAUUUAAUCAGUUUUCUCAAGAGAGGCAGUUUUAAUCUGGGGAAAUGGGGUUCAAAAGAUCCUGAAUUAACACAAAAUUUUUCUGCAGAAAAUUCGAAGACUUUCAUGUCCUUAAGCCCUGCUGAAAGUGUAAAGGCUUUGGGGAUUCAUUGGGAUUCUGCAAAUGAUAAUAUUUUUUAUACAGUCAAUUUUCCUAAUUCAAAAGAGAUAACCACGAAACGCUCAAUUUUAUCCCAAAUUUCAAAGCUUUUCGACCCAUUAGGUCUACUCGGUCCAGUAGUCAUUUUAGCAAAAAUCUGGAUCCAACAACUUUGGAAAAUUCAAUUUACGUGGGACACUCCUGUUUCUCAAGACAUUCAAGAUUUUUGGAUCAAGUAUAAACAACAAUUGCAACUUCUCAAUAAGGUAAAAUUUAGUAGCUUCAUUUCGUCUCCAGACACAGCAGAAAUCCAAUUGCAUGGAUUCUGCGAUGCCAGUGAAAAAGCAUACGGGGCUUGCCUUAACUUGAGAUCUACUGAUAGGCAGGGCAGGCAUCGAAGUGCUCUGAUUUCUUCUAAAUCUCGAGUCGCUUCUUUAAAAGCGACCUCCUUACCUCGACUUGAAUUAUACGCAGCAAAUCUUUUAGUGAAACCGUACACUGCCACAUUUAAGGCCUUUCCAUUUGAAAUCGACAAAGUUAGUUUUUGGUCUGACUCAACAAUUGUACUAAAUUGGAUUAACGUGCCCUCUCACACUUUAAAAACCUUUGUGGCAAACAGAGUUGCUGAAAUUCAGGCAGCAACUCGCUCGCAAGAAUGGCGUCACGUGCCUACUUUAUAUAACCCUGCUGAUAUGAUUUCGCGAGGACAAGGACCUCAAGAAUUCCUAGCAAACACGCUUUGGUCACAGGGCCCUCAUUGGCUACGUCAUGAUUCCAGUACUUGGCCUCAAAGGCCCUUUCAUCAAAAGGAAAUUCCGGAAACAAAAACUCCCUCAACUCUUUCCCUGCUAAUUUCUAUUAAAGAGAAUCAAGAGGAGAAUGAAAUCCUUAGACGAUUCAGCAACACUAACAAGCUCACAGUCGUUUUAGCUUACUGUCUUAGAUUCAUUCGUAAUUUAAAAAUCAGGGACAAAACUGUCAGAAGAAUCGGAAAUAUUUCCACAGAAGAAUAUAAAAUCGCCUUUCAAAAAGUAAUUAAAAUUACACAAGCAGAAGCCUUUAUAAAGGAAUUACAUUCAUUGUCUCAAAAAUUACCAGUCAAUUCAAAAAGCAGCCUUCUAAAUUUGAACCCUUUUCUCGAAUUCGGUCUUCUCAAAAGCACCCCAUAA
Belonocnema kinseyi is the source of this 1743-nucleotide messenger RNA. RefSeq lists its product as uncharacterized. The record is from RefSeq and is a predicted model, not a curated record. Bases 1 to 1743 code for a protein of 580 amino acids. The transcript is spliced from 2 exons. NCBI's taxonomy places the organism in Eukaryota, Metazoa, Arthropoda, Insecta, Hymenoptera, Cynipidae.